AUGACACAACCUCUCCAGGAACCUGUUCCGCUGUUUUACUGGUUAGAAACAGAGUUGUUCUCCACAAACAAGCAAAUGAAUGAGAAGAUUGAGGAAGAGAAGGUGGUAAUCAAAGACCUCUCUGACAGACUAAGGAAUAGUGAAAAAACCUGCAGAGAAUUACAGAAGGAGCUUGCAAUGGCCAAGAAACACCAGGUCUUUCUAACAGAGACGUAUGAAAACAACAUGAGAGAGCUGGAGUUACUCUUGGACAGCUUUGCUAUGUCAGGCCAGCGGACAGCAGGCACUUGUAAGGACAAAGAAAAACCUCCAAGCCUCUCUGUCCUUGAUACUUUGAGGUGUACAUUGACAGCUUACCAGAACAAGCUGGAAGAUAUGUCUAAUGAGCUUAGGAAAAUGAAGGCUUUAUGUGAAAAAAUUACAAAAGAACUUGAGAUCUCCAAAGAGGAAAUGUGUACUUUAAGACAAGACUUUAAGGAAGCUCGGGAUAACCUGGCUGAUGCCAAUGAAGAGUUAAAUCAUCUGCAAACUAAGUGUGCAGACAGAGGGACUUUAAUAGAAACGUUAAAAAUGGAACUACAGAAUGUACAACAGUGCUGGGAGAAAGAAAAAGUACAUGCCACAGAAUCUGAGAAUGAAAUCCAGAAUCUUACCAGGGCUUACCAGAAGGAUACGAAGGAGAAGCUAACCUUCCUCCAUAGCUUAUACCAGCGUUUGGUAGCAGGCUGUGUGCUUAUAAAACAACCAGAAGGCAUCCUGGAUAGAUUCUCCUGGUCUGAGCUUGGUGCAGUCUUGCAGGAGAAUGUUGAUGCCCUGAUCUUAGACCUCAACAGGGCUAAUGAGAAGAUAUCUCACCUAGAAUAUGUUUGUAAGAACAACACCGAUAGUAUGAAGCAGCUUCAGCAGAGCCAGGAAGAUGCUUUUAGCAAAAUGGCUGAACAGAUGAAAGCAGAGGAAAGCUGUUGGCAGAAACAAAAAAAGUAUCUGGAACAGCACUACUCACGUCUCCUUGGGGAAGUUCAUGCAAGGGCACAGGAAUACCAAGAAACAGCAGAGAAGAGCAAGGAAAAAAUCUGUGUCCUUGAAAAAAGACAAGAGAAAUUGGCCCUUGAAAAUAUUUAUGUGAAAAACGCGUUAAUGCAGGUUCAGAAGGAGCAUUCUUCUCUCUUGGCAGCUUGUGCACUAUUGGCAGGUGCCCUGUAUCCUCUGUAUGGCCGAUCAUGUGCUAUGUCUUCCCAAAGAGACUUUCUGCAGGAUCAGGUCUACAUUUAUGAGUUAGUGAAACAGAAGAUUAGGACCCUAGUUCAUGCUUUCUCUAGUCUGGAGGAAAACAAUCAAGAUGAAGCAAAACUGAAGAAAAGAAAAUUCAAAAGCCUGAUACAUAUAUUCCGAAGAGGCGUGAUUGCAGUUUUGGCAGCUAACAGACUUAAAAUUUUAGCCCAGACUUCUGGUUCCCUGUUCUCCUGGGUAAAUGGCUUCAAAGAAGGCAUUCAGAUUCUAGUUUGUAUAGGAGAAUCCGAAGGCAAGCGUAAUCUGUCAAGUCGUGAAGAGGAACAAAUUCACUGUGUUGAAGCAGUCAGCUGGUUUACUAGUUCUAACCUCCUUGCUGCAAUAAUCAGUUCUGUCACUGAAUUACAGGAUGUUAUUCACAAAACAGAUCCACAGCCCUGUCUUUCUCGACACUCACUUGUAAGUGCAGCCAGGAACUCCUUUUCAAAACUUAUGGACAAGCUGAAUGUAAUAAUGGGGAAUGUUCCGUUGGACAGGAGCAGGAACAGUACUUAUCUAGAGAAAGACUCCUUGGUACAGAGGCUGGCUCAUGGACUUCAUAAAAUAAAUACUCAGGCCCUGGAAGCUGGAUUGUGUGACAGACUACCCAUUAUGAAAAGUAUAGAAUUCCUGCAGAAGCAAAUAUUGGAAUUUGCACAAAGACUUCACACAGCAGAGGUGGAACGUCGCUCACUGCGACUAAAAUUUGCAGAAUUCAAAUGGAGUAUCAAUGAGAUGGAAAAAGAAGCUGACAAAGCCCAGAGCCUGCAAGAGCAAUUAAAUAUCAUUAAGCAAUCUACAUCGAUCACCCGUGAGAGGCUUGAAAAUACAUGUGAAGGAUUGAAUGAACAGGUGCAACAGCUACAGGAGUUACAUGAUAAACUAGAAUCGCACUUCAGUGAAGAUGCAGAUAAAAACAAAGUCUUAAGUGAAGCUGUAGAGAGACUCUGUGAGGCAAAGACAGAGCUGAGAAGAAAAGAUCAAUCUCUGCGCCAGCUCAAUAGACUUCUUACCCAGCUGGAGCAGGACAAGUGUCGGCUGAAAGAGAGCAUCCAUGAUGCAGAGAGUGCCCUCUGCAUGGCAGCGAAAGACAAAGAAUUUAUUGUUAGUAAUAUGAAAUCUGUGGAAGCCACUUUUCAUAAG
Messenger RNA from Apaloderma vittatum (bar-tailed trogon), 2412 nucleotides. RefSeq names its product coiled-coil domain containing 171 (gene CCDC171). The annotation marks the transcript as partial. The record is from RefSeq and is a predicted model, not a curated record. The transcript is spliced from 15 exons. NCBI's taxonomy places the organism in Eukaryota, Metazoa, Chordata, Aves, Trogoniformes, Trogonidae.